Molecule: messenger RNA, 884 nt
Organism: Diospyros lotus (date-plum)
Lineage: Eukaryota; Viridiplantae; Streptophyta; Magnoliopsida; Ericales; Ebenaceae
Product: ethylene-responsive transcription factor ERF115-like
Exons: 2
Coding region: 28-645 (205 amino acids)
Biological process (GO): ethylene-activated signaling pathway; regulation of DNA-templated transcription
Molecular function (GO): DNA binding; DNA-binding transcription factor activity
Source: RefSeq, a predicted model, not a curated record
GCACGCUCCCAACACGACACUAGGGCCAUGGUCUCAGCUCUAGCUCGGGUUCUUGGAAGCCCGCUUCAUGAAAGCCCCUUAGCCCCUGAUUCCCAAUCUCAAGCUAUGGAAGCCAACCAGUUUGAGCACAGUCCAGAUCAAGGGAAUUACCAGGAGAGAAGACAGUAUAGAGGGGUUAGGCGGCGACCAUGGGGCAAAUUCGCAGCCGAGAUUCGAGAUCCGAACAAGGCAGCCCGAGUCUGGCUUGGCACUUUCAAGACGGCCGAGGACGCAGCACUGGCUUAUGACGAGGCUGCUCUCAGAUUCAAAGGGAACAAAGCCAAGCUCAAUUUUCCGGAAAGGGUUCAAUGGAGGACCGAGCUCGGAUGCCUCGUCACUACAGCUCGGCAAGACUUGCGAAUCAAUCCUCAGCAACAUCUCUAUUCGGUUGCUCCGAAUGAUCACCCACUGCCAUCUCAUCAAGAAGCUUAUCUCCACACUCAACAAGUUCUUCCUGAUGAGGCUAGUGCUGUGAACUAUGGCUUUUCGGUUCCAUCUUUGGCAUCCCAACAUGAAGCACAAGGAGGAGAGCUCACAAGGCCUUCUUCUGAUCAGUUUGGAAGUAGUAGUUCUACUUGUGAUCCUCGUACUUAUCGGAUCAAUUAAUGAUGCAAAUCAAACGUACUCUCAACAGGUGAUAUCGCAAAUUAAGUUUGAUCCACAUGAUCAUGAAGGUGGUGACACAGCAUGUGGGUGCAGUAUCUCGAGUAAGUUGUGAUUUUUCAGUGCAAGCUUAAGCACUCUCUUAAUUAUCAAUGCCUUGUGUAUUUCAAUAAGAAUUGGUUAAAAGAAAUUACAUUUUCACUAAAAUAAGGAAUAUUAAUGUUUGGAAUGUUGCAACUCAA